Messenger RNA from Lytechinus variegatus (green sea urchin), 2763 nucleotides. RefSeq names its product programmed cell death protein 4-like (gene pdcd4). The record is from RefSeq and is a predicted model, not a curated record. Gene Ontology annotation, biological process: negative regulation of DNA-templated transcription. NCBI's taxonomy places the organism in Eukaryota, Metazoa, Echinodermata, Echinoidea, Temnopleuroida, Toxopneustidae. Gene Ontology annotation, cellular component: nucleus; cytosol. The coding region runs from base 213 to 1610 and encodes 465 amino acids. The transcript has 10 exons.
CGUGUGCAAAAUAAAAACCAAAACAACUCGGUCAUUGUUUACAAUUUGUGAAGGUACGCACACACACAUUCAUCUACAAAAAACGACAAUUUAACACAUUUUAACACCUUUCUUUCAAUUUCUUUGUUUUGGAUUUGGAUGCGGGACAAGCAGACGGCAACAUUGGAGUGAAUUUGGUUAGAAGUCGGUGAUUCUGCACCACGAACGGAGUCAUGGAAGUUGAGCAUGUUCCUUUGCAAGUCGCGAACCUCGUGCAGGAAAAUGGAGACUUUAGCGACAGUGAAGAAGGGGACAGCAACAACAAUCCAGGGGCCAUGACCAACGGCACCGUUCUCGCUUCUGACACCGGAAUCGAGGGCAGAAUCACCAAAAAGGCCAAGCGGAGGCUGAAAAGAAGUCCAUCGAAGGAGUACCCGGUGGUCGCUUUAUCACUGCCCGAUGCCAACUCAGCGGCCGUCCUCGGGAACUCCAAAGAUAGACGAGACAGAAAAUCCCGCUCGGGGAAAGGCAGGGGUUUGCCAAAGAAGGGAGGAGCUGGAGGAAAAGGAACAUGGGGCAAGAUGGGUCAGAUUUAUGAUGAUAAUGAUGCUGAAUGCGUGGAUAUUCAUGACCCUAACUAUGACUCUGAGAAUCAGGAUGAUUACACAGUGAAGACUGUCAUUCCUGUUCUCACCGAUGAGGAGGUCAUCGAGAUGAUUGAGCCUAUCUUCCAGGAGUACUUUGAACAUGGCGAUAGCAAUGAAGUGGCUUGUUGCCUGGAGGAUUUGAACAUUGCGGAGACGAUUUGUGUGAAGGUUCCCGCCUUGGCCGUCACCUUGGCCCUUGAGAAGAAGGCCACGCAGAGGGAACUGACCUCUCGUCUCAUCGCUGACCUUUGCCACAAGGAUGUCAUCACGGACAACACCCUGAUGGCUGCCUUCAAGAAGCUCAUUGAUGACCUCCCCGAACUGACCCUUGACACCCCAGAUGCACCAUCGGUACUGGGACAGUUCAUGGCUCGUGCCGUCGCUGAUGAUUGCCUUCCCUCUGCCUUUAUUCAAGAGUUGAAGGGUAACACAGAGUGUGAACAUGGCAGGAUGGCGUUGGAGCGAGCCUGUACUCUGCUGAGUGUGAAUCAUGGAAUCCACCGUAUGGACAACGUCUGGGGAGUAGGAGGUGGAAUCAGACCAGUCAAGAUGCUCGUUAAAAAGAUGGUGUUGCUCUUGAAGGAGUACCUUUCCAGCGGUGAGGUUCCCGAGGCUGUGCGGUGUCUUCAGGAACUAGAAGUUCCUCACUUCCACCAUGAACUGGUCUAUGAGGCUUGUGUGAUGGCUCUGGAGGUAGGAGGAGAGAAGACAACAGAAAUGAUGGUGGCCCUACUAAAAGAAAUGUAUUCAACAACCAUCAUCACCUAUGACCAACUUGUGUCUGGUUUUGAGCGUGUGUUUGAUGCCUUGCCCGACUUGGUUCUGGACGUACCGUUUGCCUACCAGAUUAUGGACUACUUUGGGGACCUGUGCGUGAAAGAGAAACUCAUGUCGCUGCAGAUGAGGGACAAGGUCCCAAGCAGAGGCCGAAAGCGUUUCGUUUCAGAGGGUGAUGGCGGACGCGUCAAGGAUGAAAGCAAGUGAGACAGAGGGUAGAACCCUGAAGACGAGUUGUAAAAUGUGUGGCCACCGAAUCGUAACUAAGUAUCGUAAUAACGCAUGGUCUAGAAAGAAAAUAACUAAGUAAGCAAAGUUAAGGACUACAUUAAAUGUGAAGGUGCCACUCAGGAAUUUAUUGUACAUAGUUGUGCAAAAAGACUUGUAAAAAGAAAAAAAAAAGAGUAUAACUAUAGUUUGUUUAAAAAAAAAGGGAUCCUGGAUCAUAUGCUGAGAAGACAGUUCAAAACUGAUUUUAUGUAAAGAAAAAAAAAGAGAGAGGAUUAUUUUUCAAAUGCAGUCCGAGUUGUGCUUCAUUAUCAAUGUUUCAUUCAAUUUUUUUUUUUCAAAUGCCUGGCAGCAUGAAAGACAGGGCUGUUAAUGCUUCUUCCUAUGUUUGUUGUAGUUGACCGGUCAGUAUAACUCUUACUAAUUACUUUUGAUUUGAUCCGUCUUAUGUAGAUACUUGCCCCAUACUUUUCUGUUUUUUAACAUUUCAGCCUUCCUAUGUUAAGCCCGAAUGGGGUAUAGUUUGUAAUAAAGGAACUUUUAAUUCGUCUACAAGUUUUCAAAGUGUAAUUAUGAUAUUUCAUUCCAAAGAUAUUUUGUGUUAUAGCAAUGCAUUUAAAGUAUAAGUUUAUCUUUUCUAUCUUUUUUUUCUCUCUCUCUUUUGCUAUUCUGAAUUGCUAUUCUUCAAUUUGCUUUUAUUAAUUUCAUGAACAAUGCAAACUGAAAUUAAAAGUUGUAUCUAUGGAGAUGACUUUAUGUGAUGUGAAUAUUUGAAAAGAAAGAUAGACAGGUCCUACAGAUUAAUAGCUAAUGGCUUGUAAUCAAUUCACUAAUACAUUUAAACUCAUUUAUCAUUAAUACUACUGUCUAUAUACAGGCAAUACAUGUACUAAAGUUUCAGAUGCAACUGUUCAAGAAGCAGCCUUCUUUUUUGUGAUCACAAUUUUUGUCUUCACGACGAACAGGGAGAGAUAUCAAAAGAGGCGCUGUUUUUUUUUUCCACAAAACUUUGUGAGUGUUUUACUGUUUUGUAUUGAUCUCUUUUAUCUGGAGUUGUACUAGGUGUCUCGGACAUCUCUUGUAGUCUCGCUUCAGCGAGAGGUUGUAAUAAAAAGACGUUGCCUGUACUGUC